Molecule: messenger RNA, 2052 nt
Organism: Funneliformis mosseae
Lineage: Eukaryota; Fungi; Glomeromycota; Glomeromycetes; Glomerales; Glomeraceae
Source: the annotation of a GenBank genome assembly
AUGUCUUCAUUCUCGAUUCCAACCCCGUCAGGAUCAUCCGCGAUUCCAAUUGUCGCACCUACUACCGAAAAGGAAACCCCUAAAAGUCCACCUCCUUCAAAAAAUUUAGCAGCAAAUUCCAAAACGCGAACUUGUAGAAAUUUAAUUAUACAUGGAUACUGUAAAUAUGAGGGAAAAGGUUGUGAGUUUAAUCACGACUUAGGAAAAUCGACAUCGCCUCCAAAUAGUCCGGAAACUACCAAGUCAAAAUUAAGUGUCAAUUCUCCAGUGUUCAAACCUUCCGUUUUAAUCUCAUCCAUUCCACCAGAAGUAGUAAAUGCGCCACCCUUUAUCCCUAAAAGUACUCAAGUAAACCCUCCCGAAGAAAUUCCGGUCACUCCUACAAGUACACCAGGUUCACCUCAGAAAAAUUCUGGAGAACAAGAGUAUGAUAAUGAAAUUACAAUAUACGAACAGAGUAUGGGAUUUUAUCCUCCUGUACCACCUUCAACGCCUUUCCUUUUGUCUCCUGGAGGUGCUGGAAGUCAUGGUUUAAACGCACUUGCCAAUUCAUUUGCUUCAUUAGGGCUUAACGCCAAUGCGAAUCAAUUUGCAUCUAAUGAGAAUUCGAUACCAGAUGUUCUGUCACAUCAUCACAUGAAUAAUACGAGCUAUUUUACGACUUCACAUCAUUUGGAUCCAUUCUUAUAUCAAUCUCAGCAGGCUUUAUUGCCUCAACCAUUACGAUAUCACCUUUACACAUCACCCCUACCGCAUGUUUCCAAUCUACAUCCGCAUCAAAAAACAAUUCAUUCAUUUUUUAUGUCGGACCAUUUACGUGAAGAAUUACAACAAAAGAAUGAAGCUACGUUGAAAAUCGUGAAUGCGAAAGAUUUUAAUUUACCGGAAGAACUUCAUGUAUACCAUUCCUUGUAUCCUCUUGAUCAACGCCAAGAGAAAUCCAUAAAGAUAUUUGGAUAUCCAAGUUGGGUAUACAAAUCAGUUUGUCUUGUUGAUGGACGCGUCUACUGUUUAAGACGCAUUGAGGGUUUCCGUUUAACAAAUGAAAUAGCGAUGUCAACAAUAGAAAAUUGGCGAAGGAUUAGACAUGCAAAUAUUGUUUCUGUACGUGAAGCAUUUACUACUAAGGCUUUUGGUGAUCAUUCACUUGUUUUUGUAUACGAUUAUCAUCCUUUAUCACAGACUCUUUUCGACAAACAUUUUUCACCUUCAUUGCAACCAACAAAUCUUCCUCAGGGUGGCGGGACUGGUGCUAUUACUGAAACAGUUUUAUGGAGUUAUAUUACACAGUUGGCUUCUGCAAUAAAGACGAUACAUUCUUCAGGACUGGCAGCUCGAACGAUUGAACCUACAAAAAUUUUAUUAACGAAUAAAAAUCGUAGCAUACGUAUUAAUUGCUGUGGAAUAAUGGAUAUGUUGACUUUUGAUGGUGGGAAAAAUAUCCCCCAUUUUCAGCAAGAAGAUCUCUUAAAUUUCGGUCAAUUAAUUAUUUCACUUGCGUGUAAUUCACUUUCAUCGGUUCAUAAUUUACCGAAAUCAAUUGAUUACAUUUCCCGACAUUAUUCUCUCGAUUUAAAGAAUGUGAUAUUAUAUUUAUUAAGUAAACCAACUCCAAUGAAAUCUAUAGAUGAUGUUAUAGCUAUGAUAGGACCACGACUAUUACACGAGAUUAAUAGCGUUCAUCAUUAUAAUGAUUUUUUGGAAAGUGGGUUGAGUCAGGAAUUAGAAAAUGGAAGAUUAGUAAGAUUACUAUGUAAAUUCGGAUUUAUUAAUGAACGUCCAGAGUUUGAUAUGGAUCCAAGUUGGUCAGAAACUGGAGAUAGAUAUUUAAUUAAAUUAUUUAGGGAUUAUGUGUUUCAUCAAGUAGAUGAAAAUGGUUACCCUGUAGUUGAUAUGGCCCAUGUACUAAUGUGUUUAAAUAAGUUGGAUGCUGGAGUUGAUGAAAGGAUAAUGUUGGUUUCAAGAGAUGAACAAUCAUGUUUAAUUGUUUCUUAUAAAGAGAUAAAGAAUUGUAUUGAUUCAGCAUUUAGAGAUUUAUCAAGAAGAAAAUGA